AUGGCCAGACAACAAGCGAGCUAUGCUAGGCGUGAAGCCACAGAAGAAGAAGUGAAGGAGUUGCGGCACGUUGUCGAUUCUGUGCCAUUCAUUGUCUGGGUUGCGCUUGUGGCCAAUGCCACAGAGAGAUUCACAUUCUAUGCCGUAACCACACCAUGGCAGAAUUAUAUACAAAACAGCGCAGACAACAUUGCUGUCCCUGGCGCCUUAGGCCUUGGCCAGGCCACGGCUACGAACAUCUCUAGUGCUUUUCUCUUCUUGUCCUUUCUGGUCCCUACUAUUUUCGCUAUUCUCUCGGACACAUGGCUGGGGCGGUAUAAGACGCUGUUUCUCAGUUACCUCCUGAACUUUUGCGGAUGUCUGGUACUCUUUAUUACCUCGCUGCCAGUGGUCAAGACUCAAUCCACCAAAGUGGUAGGACUAGGCUUCGCAAUGAUCUUGCUUGCACUUGGCACAGGUGGUGUUAAGGCUACCGCCUCUCCAUUUAUUGGUGACCAGUAUGCUGAGACUGCUCCUCAGCUGAUCAUCACAAAAAGAGGCGAGCACGUUGUUACAGAUCGGGCACUCACACUACAGUACAUCUACAAUAUAUCCUACUGGCUUACAAACAUAGCGAGUUUAUCUUUGGUUGCAUCUACGUACUUAGAAAAGCUCGUCGGCUUUUGGGCCGCUUAUCUGUUACCACUAUGUACAGUCUGGACGCUGGUACCUUUGCUUUUGGUAUUCCAUAAAUCUUUCGUCAAACUUCGGCCACAAGCAAACGUACUACCGCAAGCCUCUCGAGUUAUCAUGUGCUCGGCACGACAUCGGUUUAAAUGGGAAGCUGCAACAGCCAUUUAUCAAUCAGAAAACUACGGGCGGCAGGUCGACUGGGAUGACAGGUUUGUCUUUGAGAUCAAAAGAGGUCUUCAAGCCUGUAAAGUCAUGGCAUGCUUUGUACCAUUUCAUCUGUGUAUGAACCAGAUUACAAACAAUCUUGUCUCUCAGGCCGGUCAGAUGAAACUUGGAGGUAUUCCGAACGAUACUAUUCAGGCCCUUAACUCUAUUGCCUGCGUGAUCUUGGGUCCGGUCAUGCAAAAGAUGGUUUAUCCUAUCGUUCGGAAAUUUGGCUUCCCAUUUGGACCAAUUGCUCGUAUCACCUGGGCUUUUAUCAUGAUGAGUACAUCAAUGGCGUUUGCCGCGGGAGUGCAGAAGCUCAUAUAUACCAAGGGACCUUGUUACGGUCACCCUUUGCAAUGUGAAAAUACACCGAACAAUGUCAGCGUUUGGGUACAGACACCGGUUUACUUUCUACUCGCGUUUGCUGAGAUUCUGGGAUUCACAACACUAUCCGAGUACAGCUAUUCCGAGGCUCCAAAGAACAUGCGCAGCCUUGUACAGGCAAUGGCCCAAUUGAGCUCUGGUGCUGGUUCUGCACUUGGUAUGGCCGUGUCGCCCUUAUCGAAGGAUCCGCAAAUACUUUACUUAUACGCGGGGCUGGCGGUGACUAUGAUCAUUGCGGCCCCUACAUUUUGGUUGACAUUCCGGGGGUAUGACGAAAUGGAGGCAUAUAAGGAAACACAGCACAGCGAUGCGGAGAAUAGCCCCGUUGAAGGUAUGAUGAUUCCUGCAAUACCUGAGGUUGUGAAUACGGGAGAAAUAGGAGAGGGCUGUGUAAAAAUAUCUAGUUAA
Molecule: messenger RNA, 1671 nt
Organism: Trichoderma harzianum CBS 226.95
Lineage: Eukaryota; Fungi; Ascomycota; Sordariomycetes; Hypocreales; Hypocreaceae
Exons: 7
Coding region: 1-1671 (556 amino acids)
Biological process (GO): transmembrane transport
Cellular component (GO): plasma membrane; fungal-type vacuole
Molecular function (GO): tripeptide transmembrane transporter activity; dipeptide transmembrane transporter activity
Source: RefSeq, a predicted model, not a curated record